AUGGCGCGAUCGUCGAGGAGCCGGAGCUCCCCUCCCCGGCGGCGCCGGAAGCGCCGGGUGCGCUCCUCCCCCUCCAGGUCGCCCAGCCGGCGAUCGCCCCGCCGGUCGCCCAGCCGCAGGCGACAGCGAGUUAGAUCAGCCUCCAGAAGCAGAAGUGGCCCUGGCGGCUUCGGCGGCGUUGCAGAGGAUGCACCAUCGCGCAUUUUUGUGGCGCACGGGGACUGCGCCAAGAUAAUUGGAAGGAAGGGGGAGACGCGCAUGGAGAUAGAGCGCCACAGUGAUGUUCGCCCCGCCCCAGACAACACGCGGAAGCGGUGCUGCACAGACCAGUGGCUGGACGAGAACGAGCGGGAAUGGAUGUGCUUGGAUGCGCUGUGUCGAUCGAGACCCUGGGCAACCAACAAAGACACGCCAUUUCCGUAUCCGUUCAAGGAGGCCACCGACCAGAUGCGAGACACAGAAGGGCCCUGGGUGGGCGACGAGGACCCCUUCCCCCGGGACUGGACGCGUGGGCCUGCGGGGCAUGAGGUCCUCACGAAUCUCAGACAGGUGAAGGAGCACCCGCCUCCGCUCCGCCUGAUUCUGUUCACUCCCGAGUUCGGGUGCGUGGACUCCUUCGACUGGUCGGUGUGGGGCAAGCUGUGCCCGUUGGACGACACGGAUGUGUGGGUUGUGAGUUGGCAAGGCUGGACCAGCUGGACUGAGAUGAUCGAUCAGGUCACGCGGAAGGUUCUCUCCUUCGCCGAUGGAGUCAGUACCGUGUGGUACGGGCACUCCAUGGGCGCACUUGUGGCUUAUGAGGUGCUCAAGCGAUUUGAGACAAGGUAUCGCUCGCCAAACCUUCCGGUGGCCUUGAUGGUCAGUGGCUGUCCUGCCCCCCACCUCUUCAGAGAGCACUACCGGCCUCAGGUGCAGCAUAGCUUCUUGGAGGAGCUCCGUAUUUCCAACGACUUCGACAUUUUACGCGAUGAUCGGAGAGAUGUCCUGACCAGACAGUUUCAGGCGCAGUUCCAGGCUGGUCGCGACCUGCAUCGCAAGGCGAUUCUCAACGACCUGAAGGUCCUGCAGUCCUAUCUGUUUGAGCACGAAGACGAUCGCGCCGUGCACAUACCUGUAGUAGCCGUGUCACAUGACGAAGACAACCUCGUUGAGCCAAGCAUGAUGGAGGCCUGGGAGCCCUACACCAAGAGCUUUGAGUGGGUGCCGUUGGAGGAGAGCGGGGACUGCACGACUUGGCGCCGGCCUCGUGCCAUGGCGCUGCGUUUGGGAUGCCGCUGCUUGGGACAGCGCCGGGUCCGGUCCCGGGGCAUCCUGGUGCUGGACCCAGUGCUGGCGUGGGGCGCAACGGCCACCAUGGGGCCCAGGCAGUUGCUGGACGCAGUGGACGGCGCUGCUCGCGCGGGUGCAGGGCUUUUAGGUUCGGAAGACGAGGCGCGCAGGCGGCUGUGGGAGCGGCUCAGCUGCCGGUGCCAGUCAUUGAUGCUGGCCUUGACCCCCUCGGAGCUAUGCCGCGCUCUUUUUGGCUUUCAUCGUGCACGCUGCAGCGAUCCAGAGUUGCUGGCAGCGGUGAGUGAGGUGCUGGUGUCUGAGGCCGAGCUUGAGGAGGAAGGCGUUCAGAAGCUGGGCGUGGCGCAGAUGAGUGCCAAUGAUGUUGCAAUGCUCUUCAAGGCCUUUAGCAAACAUGGCUAUGCGCCACAUCAGGCCAGCGUGGACGCUUUGCUUUCCCAGACUCGGCAAACCUUGCCAGAUGCUGCAUUGACGGACAUCUCCCAGCUGCUGGCUGCCAUAGUGCGUUUGGAAUUGGGUGGCAGAUUGGGAGGCGGCGGUGGUGAAGCGCCCUCUGGACCGCAUUCUGGCCUGUUAAAUCAGCUCUUCCAGCAGGCGCGUUCUGGGCUUUUGGACCGGCUCGCCCCUGUGGCCGACGUCACGAACCUGUGCGUUGCCGCGGCACGGCUUCCCCCGUGCGAGCAGGGCGCGGUGCUCCUAGCGGAUGUGGCGGAGCAUCUGACAAGCAAACCCCAUGCAGCGGGCCUGUCCCCGAGAGAUUUGCUGCGACGGGCGCAGAGCAUCCUGACCUUUGAUGAGCGGCUGGGUGAUUCUGGCAUCCAACCAGUACAACAAAGGUUCAGCUCCUGUCUUCUUUGUCGAGUCCUUGCUGAGAGUUUAGGGCAUCGCUGCAAUGAGCUCCAGCCGGGAGAAGUGGUCAGCGCCCUGCAGGCCCUGGCCUCCCUCGCCGGCGAGGGCGACACGCAGUGGCCGCGAGACCUGUUUGACCCGCUUUGCGCGCUGCUGCUGCAGCGCCUGGAAGCCUUCACGGAGGAGGAGCUGCGGAGCUGCUGCCAGGCAGCCAAAGCGCUGCUGCGCUGCCGCUCGCUGCAGGUGCACAUGUUCUUCUUGCAGCUUGAUCCUUUAGGAUGGAUAUGCCUGUAA
Messenger RNA from Effrenium voratum, 2430 nucleotides. The record is from the annotation of a GenBank genome assembly. NCBI's taxonomy places the organism in Eukaryota, Dinophyceae, Suessiales, Symbiodiniaceae.